Molecule: messenger RNA, 8688 nt
Organism: Epinephelus fuscoguttatus (brown-marbled grouper)
Lineage: Eukaryota; Metazoa; Chordata; Actinopteri; Perciformes; Serranidae
Gene: zbtb7a
Product: zinc finger and BTB domain containing 7a
Exons: 4
Coding region: 172-2154 (660 amino acids)
Biological process (GO): regulation of transcription by RNA polymerase II
Molecular function (GO): protein binding; RNA polymerase II cis-regulatory region sequence-specific DNA binding; DNA-binding transcription factor activity, RNA polymerase II-specific
Source: RefSeq, a predicted model, not a curated record
CUUUGUGAGUCAUUUAAUUGGGUCACUUUGGGGCCAAUGCAAUAAAAUAAAUUCUAAAAAGUAUUUAUUUGCUCUUUAGUGUGAAGAACAGAAAAUCUAAUUUAUUACAAUAAUAUUUUUGGAUGAUGGACUUUGGUUGUAAUGUGUAGGCUAGUGUUGACUUAACUGGACAUGUUAACAUUCAGACUCACUCUCACACAUAACAACCUGGACGGCUUUGAUUUCUCCCACCAAACGUUACCCUCUGAAACGACAGGCAGACGGACAGACGGCAGGACGGAUACACGGGUGGGGGCUGUGCUAGGCGGCUCGGCGGCAGGCUGGUGGAAGAUGUCGUCAGGAGCCGGCGGGAGGGGUGGAAGGCGGCUCAGGGGGACAGCAAGCAGUGGCGGCGGAGGAGGGAGAGGAGGGGCAGGAGAAGCAGAGGAAGGCCCUGUGGGGAUCCCGUUCCCUGAGCACAGCGCAGACAUCCUGGGCAGCCUGAACAAGCAGCGGCUCAGCGGCCUGCUGUGCGAUGUGCUCCUGGUUACUCAGGAACGGGAGUUCCCAGCUCACCGCUCCGUCCUGGCAUCCUGCAGCACCUACUUCCACAAGCUCUUCACUUCAGGGGCCGCCGCUGACCAACAAAACAUCUACAACAUCGACUUUGUGGCGGCAGAGGCUCUGGGAGCAUUGCUGGACUUUGCCUACACAGCCACGUUGACAGUCAGUCACAGCAGUGUGGCUGACAUCCUUGCCGCUGCACACCUCCUGGAAAUCCCACCUGUCCAGGACGUCUGUACACACCUGCUGGACACCAAAGUGCUCUCCCCGCCGGCGGGCAGUGAGCGAAGAGAUGAAGAUGAAGAUGAGGACGGGAAGGGCAGAGGAGGCAGGGAGCAGGGGAACCGGGUGCGGGCCCGGGAGUACCUGGAGUACUUCCAGAGAGGAGCGCACUGGAGCAGCAGCUGCAGCACGCCAGAGCUCAGGGACCUGCCCACACACCUGCACUUUAACCAUGGUAAUGGGGGGGCCCCCAGCAACGGGGCUCCUGCUGGCCCUGGUGAGUACUACUCCCCCCUCGCCCUCGCCUUGGCCCAGGCCCCCACGCAGGAGCCAGAGGAUGAGGAUGAGGAUGAAGAGGAAGAUGAGGACGGGGACGCGGUGCAGGGAAAUGGAGCAAGCCUGGGGUCAUCUUACUACCCUCCAUCCCAAAACGGGCACUUCUACCUCCCCCCUGAGUCCAGGCUGGGGCAGGACACAGAGGUGGACGAUGGAAGCAGGGAGGCAAUGGCGAGGGAGAGGGGUUCCGCCAGCGCCCUCCUGCAGCAAAUGAUGGACUCCAUCGAGAGGCAGAAGGAGCGCGCAACAACAGGGGAGGAACAGGGAGAUGGGGAUGACCCCGACAUGGAAUUUUACUUGAAUUAUUUUAACAGCACGCAGCACGAGGAUCCAGCUUCGGCUGCUGUGACACAGGGAGUGCCGCCGCUCUGGUUAUCACGGGGCAGAACAGGCCAAGACAGAGUAGGCGGAGGAGGAGAGAGGGUGGUGGGGGAGCGAGGCAGCGGGGGUGGAGCGGGAGGAGGUGGAGGCGAGAGGAAGAUGCGCUCUAAGGCCUUCCAGAAAUGCCCCAUAUGCUCCAAGGUCAUUCAAGGAGCAGGCAAGCUACCCCGCCACAUCCGAACGCACACGGGGGAGAAACCUUAUGAAUGCGCCAUCUGCAAAGUGCGCUUUACCAGGCAGGACAAGCUCAAGGUUCAUAUGCGGAAGCAUACAGGAGAGAAGCCUUACCUGUGUACGCAAUGUGGAGCCGCCUUUGCUCACAACUACGACCUGAAGAACCACAUGCGCGUACACACCGGCCUGCGCCCCUAUCAGUGCUCAAGCUGCUUUAAGACUUUCGUGCGCUCGGAUCACCUGCACCGCCACCUUAAGAAGGACGGCUGCAACGGCAUCCCCUCUCGUCGGGGCCGAAAGCCUCGGGUGCGAGAGCCGGGGCUCCUCGACGCCCCCCUGGGCCUGCUGAGCCCCAGCUCCGACACAGGCCCUGGGCCUCGCACCAUCAGGGGACGGCGGCGCUCGGAGGCGUCCUCAGCAGCAGAGGUAGAGGGGGCUGCCGGAGCCCAUGCACACAGUCCUCAGCUGCAGGAGCUGGCGGGGGAGGCAGGGCCCUGAGACUGCAGGGGCGACAAGGACACUGCUGGACACCAUAGUCACUCUGCACCGCCUGUGAGACAGGCCAGUGAACAGAGAGGAGAAAAAACAUGCAAAGGCAAACUUUAAAAAAACAAAAAACAAAACAACUAACUAUUCCUCUAUAAACCAAAUCAGGGUGUCACAAAAAAUCUAAUCUUUAUAUUUCUUUCUCCUUUUACUUUAGGAAAUGGAGUAGACAUGCAAGCACUUGAGUCGGUUUAUCUGUUUAAAGAGCAAAGAACGCUUCAAAUCAUGCACCCAUGACGUCCACUUUCUGGGCCAUUUCUUUCUUUAUAAUGUUAAGGGUUUUAUACAUUGGCAUAUGUGCUUAGGCAAAUGUAUGAUAGAUACAAAGAAACUCAAAGCAACUAUGCAGUUGAUUUAGAUUUUUAUUGGUUUUGUCCUCACAGCCUUCAAGCUCUAAGCAAGGUGUCUAUCAAGCACCUUCUGGCUGCUGUACGGGUGAAGCGAGGACAAAUCCUCCCAGUGAAAACAACUCUUUUUCUAUUCUUUUGCAGGUCUGAAAUGUACAGUUACCAUAGAAACACCAUUGCCACAAUAUGGCAUAUGCAAGGAAAACUCACCACAAUUUUGAUGCAACAGUUUUUUCUCUCUAAAUGUUCCAGAAAGAAUCAGACAAGGGUUUGAUUGAAGUGGUACUUACUCUAUAAAAUGCAUUUUAAGAAUCUAUGGUUUGUCUUAUUGAAAAAAACCCAACAAAUUCAUGUAGAGUCAAAUCCACUUUAACGGGGGCUCUUCAAUUGCAGGACUAGGGAAUAUGAGGGGUGGAGGGUUUGUGUUUCUAAAGCACUACCAUUGUCAAUGUAUCUGUUGGCUUGACUAAGUUGCCUCUUAUCCCUCACGACCCUGCAAUUUCAGCAUUUCUGUUUUCCCUUUUGAUUUUGUCUUAAUUUUUUUUUUGUCGUUCCUUUUUGUUGACUGCUUCGGGUACUUGACACUUUAUAAUUGUAUACAUGUAUAUACAGCAGGUGGUGAUAUGACAUUAGUCCCCUCUUAAUGCUGAGGUGUACUUACCAAUCGGGUUUUUUCCUCUUAGGCUUGAUGUCAUAUUUCUCACAGAGUGAAGCUCGUGGGUGAACGAAAAAAACCUGUAUGAAUGUUUGAUGACAAAAAAAAAAAAAAAAGCAUUGAGUCACCCAUUUUGUCCUAAACUUAACACUUGACUUGUAUAGUUCCUGCCCAAAGGAUGAGGAGGUAGAAUGAAUGAAUGUGCUUAACUUUGUGCAGUUUUUUCGGAUUCUGUCCUUGUGUGACAAGGCGCGGGUAGCAUUUAACCAACAGCAGGUUAAAGGAAUGGCAGGGAGCCUGAGUGAGAGAAUGACAAAGAGUACGAAGAAGAGAUAGAUGAGCACCUUUUUUUCUAUAUUUGCACAGCUUUACUAAAGAUAUCCAACAGAGCGAGAGAGAGAGGUAUAUUUAAAGGAAGUGGGCUGGUGUUGGGGAGGGAGUGAGAGGAGGUUUAUGUAUCAUGCUUAUUCCAAUCUUUUUUGCCCUAGGGACCACACAACCGUGAGGCAACCUGUAUGAUGAAGAGAGCAAUAAAUACCUGUCCAAGUUGGGAGGCCAAAUAGGAGCGCAGCUGCAGCUGGUUGAUGGGGGAGGGGAGCAAGGGAAGGGGAGGGGGAUCUCACAAUGUCUGUUGCAUUCCAAAAAAUAAUCUCCCCCAGCUCAGCCACGUUUCUAGGCAGGAGGGGAUCAAAUCAGGCCUUUUCUCUCCCUCACUCUCCCUCUGUAGUCCUCUAAUGCCCCCGAACUAGCCUGGAGGGGAUAUUAUUAUAUUAGAGCCUGGUGUUACUGUGGGUAGGACGCCUGGUGCUGGCAGUUUAGUGUGUGAGUGUGUUUAUAUGUACGUGUGUUUGUGUACAUGUGUGUGUGCGUGGCAGCCAGGGUCGCUCUGGCCACAUCAUCACUGAGUGAGUCAGCCGCAGCCUGUUCAAACAUGCACCCUGAGCUGCCAGCCCCAAUGCACUUUCUCUGUCUCUCACACACAUGCUCACACACACAUAUACACACACACACACACACACACACUCCACUCACUGGGUCCAGGUAUCCUGUAGAGAAUGGGAAAACACCAGGGCUGACAUAUCUGUUUGACUAUUGUAAGUGACUCCAUACAUCUGGAUUUGUUAGUCUUAAAAUAUCCAAGUUAUGUUAUUGUACUCCAAAUUCAAUGCUAUUUUCCAAAAGAGCACAUCGAGCCUUUGAGUCAGGAAGAGAACAUGCAUGUGAUUUAGAGCCCCCCCCCCCCCCGCUUUCACCCCACCCUGUAAUUUCUGCAGUGGUGCUGUAGUUCAACUAUCAGUCCUUUGCACCUUAAUUGGAAAGAGACAGGUUAUGAAUGCACUUUGUUACUGAGGAGGGCACUUUUGUCAGCGAAACGGGUACUUUGAAACAAACCAGUUGCAAAUGAGAUCAGUCCUUUCUUCUGUCCACGGCGGUGAAGUCGAGCUCCUUCACUGGUUUUGUUCAGGUUUUGACGACAAGCUGCCAAAAAAAACACACGUUCAGAUCUCUCAAAGAGACGCCGGGUAGGCUCGGAUACAAACACGUUGGGUUGUGUGACCUUAAGAGGAGACACAAAUAAUCCAUGUAACUGAUUGCACUUGAAAUGUCGUGAGUUGUCUUUAUGUCUUAAUGCAAAGGAAGGGGCUGGAAGGAGGUGGCAGACAAAGAAGAAAGGACACUGCGUGCGUUUAUGCAUGCAUACUUUUUUUUUUUCGUGUCGUGCAUGUGCACAAGCAUGUGUCGUUGGCUGGCAGGCUGGAGGGUCUCAGGACAAGCUUGGAUAAACAAACUUUGUGUCGGCCCCAUCUGUUCACCAGCUACUCUCCUAACUACACGUGUUCUCCGAGGAACCGCAGUGAUAAUAGGUCCACGGUACCGCAGAAGCAAAAAUACCGUAUUGUUGAACAACUCAUUGGACAGUUGCUUGUUUACUUCAUGGCUCUCUUGGUGCAGAUUUGCAUAACUCUUUGUUUACCCUGGUUGGUCAUUGUCAGGGGUUGGCUAGGUCUUGGGAGUUUUAGUUUCUAUUUUUGCUCCUCUGUUAUGACAGAGAUGGGGUUUAUUAAUGCACAGUUCGACUCCCACAGGCAGACCAAUACAGGCUGUGAUCUUUAUGUUGUGGUAUGUUGGUGUGGACCGCUUAAACCAAUUUUGUCUUGAUGUGGCAGGAGGUGAAACCUGUUAGCCACCUUAAAUAUGUUUCUUUGGACCUUUUGAUAUUUCCCCAAAAGUCUUAUGUUGUUUGUUGAUUAACCAAAGCUUUUUUGCCCUCGAUCUUAGUCUGCUGUCUACGAGAGAUAUUGAAAGUUUGUCUAUAAUUUAUCCAGACUGGGCCUCCCUGACUACGCCACACACAGAUGCCCUCCUCUUGAAUACAUAUGCAGAAAUGUGUGUGAAAUCAUACAGAUAUUUACUUGAGUUUGCUUUCUCUCGCUCUUUGUAUCCUUGUGGACGAUAGAAUCAGAGGUUUAAGGAUGUAUAGUUUUUUUGUCUGUCUACACUUGUUUUUUUUUUCUUCUUAAAAUAACGUGUUGUGCUACAUUUUUUUCUAACAAUUUUACAUGGCUGUGCGUGCGUGUGUGUGCGUAUGUGUGUGUGCGUGUGUGUGUGUGUGUGUGUGUGUGUGUGUGUGUGGGUUGGGGUCAUGGUUUUGGGUUGCUGUGCCAGGAGGGUGGGGUAAAUGGGUGCUUGGGUGGGGUUAUGGAUAUAAAGCCUGAUAGCACUGGAAAUGGUGCUUUAGCUGAGAGAGCAAAAGUUUGCACUAAUGUUAAAUGUCCUUGUCCUGCUUAUGGGAGAAGGGCAGGAGACCUCAGAAAGGCCUGCAAGUUUCCAUGAGCACAGAGCAGUGUGGUUAAUACUCAACGGUCUCACAACGAGUCCAUCCAACCCCUCCGUAGAAAUAAUCAUGUACAGUAUAUUAAGAAAUAUACAGACGUCCAACUACAACGACAAAUACCAAAGGAAAAGAAAUGGCUUGCAUUCAAGUCAUUGGACAUUUUAAGCUACCAAUCUCAUGUUGGAUUAAUAGAGUUUUAUUGUUGAAUCUGAAGGCUCUUAAAAAGAGAACUUUUAAUGGACACUAGAUGUGUGAUGACAGCAAAUCAUAUUUGCUCUUUAUAUUAAGAAAUAUUCCAAAUAUACAACAUUUAGACACUUAGAAAGUAGCAAAGCCUCUCCGAAAACAUUUGAAAUAUUUGAGUUGGUCUGAUGGCUGAGAUGUUCUGUGUGCAGGUGCCAGAGAUAUUGAAUCCAGUUCUUUUUAAAAAAUUUGAGAUUGGAUUGUAUCAGCAUUUGUCUCAUGAAGUUGAAAUGAUUAUGAAAAACAUUGUUAUUGUUGAACACUGUUAUUUUGACCAUUGCUAAACUGGAUGAUUUCAGUUUCUGAAUAGAUUUAAAUGUUCUCGAGCUGAAGCAGACUGGGACUCUGUGGCCUUGUCUGAGCAGCACUAAGCUUUUUUUGCUUUUCUUUUCUUUUUUUUUUUAUUGUUUCCAAACAGUUGUAUUUUGCAGUGUGGGGCCGAGGCUCACUCCCACCAGGUGGACAAUGCAUCGAGGGCCACAGUGUGCCUUACGGACUGACAAAACUCCAUACUUCUUUGUCUGUUUUUUUUUCUUCCCAUAUUUAAAAAAAAAAAAAAAAAUUCAAAAGCUGAUUGGCUUGGUACUGAAAUUAGUCACUCAUCUGUUUAAGCUUUACUUGAAUUAAUUUAUAACAAUGUUUCCGUACAAGCCACCACUUUAGAGCUUUGCCUCUAUGGUUCCACUACUGGUGCGUCCGCAGCCUCAGCCCCACACCAAGGUUACUCUGACACAGGCUACACUGAGACAGUCUCAGAACUUCAUUGCAAGUGUUUUUCCAAAUUGACCUUGAUAUGUUUUUACCCUGUGCUGUUAUCAAAGAGUUUUGGUGAAUCUAUCUGAGAAGGCCAUAAAACAAAGACGACCAACAACGAUGAUAACAAUUAUUAUAACUGUAAAUAAUCAAGCGAAGCAGGACGAGGUGACUGUUAAUAUUGAGAUUGCAGACGGGGGACUAUUCGCUUUGCUUCGUCAUUUUCCCGCACACCUGAUUUUUUUUCGUGUGUGUUUUCCAUCAGGCUCUUGGUGCACAGCAAGCUGAGCGCAGCAUAUGCAGUACGGCACAAUGCGCAGCGUGGCUCUGGCACUUACACAGACAGCCCUGGGUCCUUCAGAGAGGCAGGCUGCUGUCUGUUGGCUGCUCUCAGCCAAGUGGGGACAGUUUGCACUUGGAGUCUCUGUCAGUCUCUGGGGAUGCAAAGGUUGGCAUACAGGGAGGAGGAUUAAAUACGGGUGGUAGGGGAAAGCUGGAUGUUGUUUUUCAGGGAUGAGGUUAGAAAGCCCAGGUGAUGGACUGUUUGCUGAGCGGUGGCUCAGUGCUGGUCCUUUAAGCUGGUAGGAAUUGCAUGGCCACAAUAUGAUAAGAAUUGUAACACAAAGGAGGUCACCGCAGACUUCACAUUGGGGAAACAGCAACAAUGAGAAUGUUGCUGAUCUCUUUUGUCUCUAUGUAAGUACUACUCAGGUGGAAAAUACACUGCUAUGCAUUGGGUUUCAAUGUAAGUUUAUGGUAUGUCUAAUCACCCGCCAAGUUCUCUGUAUUUGCCUUUUCUUGUUCGUACCGAUAUUUAACAUAAUAGUUCCCAGAAAGAUAAAAGCAGGAACAGUUCCCUCAUUGUAAAGUGGCUGUGACCAGCCUAUUUCUCCAUCUAAUAUUGAUCCAGUGAAUUGUUUGUUGGAGGGAAGGAAGCCACUGGAGAUUCAGUCUUAUUAGUCAGGCUGUAACAUUUUUGAAAGGAGAUGGGGUUGGAAAAGCACGGGGGGAGGGUAGGGGUGGGGGCGUAUGUUCUCUUACUCUCUUCUCCCAUCGCUCUCCCUCUCUCCGGACUCAGAGUCUACAUCUUUGCUGCCGACUGGCCUUUGAUCAAAGAUCACACACCCUCAGCAGGGGAAUCGACAGGAGAGAAAGGAGGGAGAGGGGAUUGGAUGAGGUGCGGAGGAAGAGACAGUUUCAGUUUUCAGUCACCUAAAACCAAUUUAGGAUACAUUCCAUAACUUCAUACUGUGAUUCCCACUUUGGAGUUUUUGGCAGGUGUAAAGGAUGUGUGUUGCAGACAGUAGCGGGAGACGGUCAGCGUUUUGCAGUUGGCCGUUUCCGUCGUCACUCUGCCUCGCCUCACUAUCCCUCCGCUGUACGACAGACAGACAGGUUUAAAGGCCCCCCGGUGCACCGCUAUCCAACUGCCUUUUUUUUUCAGCUUCUGCGAUUGUAACAAAAGCACUUUGCGAAAGGCCAUCCUGAAUUUUGUGUGCUUUUAUUUUAUGGUUAUCACUAUUGUUAUUGUUUUUGUUGUUCCUGUUGAUGUUUUUUUUUUUCUCAGUGCAAAUUAUUAUUUAAAUGCAAAAAACCAAUUUGAUGAAAAUGAAAAAAAAAAAAAUUAAAAACUUGAAUAUUUGGUAUCUGGA